Liolophura sinensis is the source of this 5598-nucleotide messenger RNA. RefSeq lists its product as uncharacterized. Gene Ontology annotation, cellular component: cytoplasm. The record is from RefSeq and is a predicted model, not a curated record. Lineage: Eukaryota; Metazoa; Mollusca; Polyplacophora; Chitonida; Chitonidae. Bases 283 to 3150 code for a protein of 955 amino acids. Gene Ontology annotation, molecular function: cysteine-type deubiquitinase activity. Gene Ontology annotation, biological process: protein linear deubiquitination. The transcript has 10 exons.
AUGAUGGCGGGUUGCUGAUGACGGCUGAUGUUGGUGAAUCUGUCAAAUUACCAGCCCAUAGCAAAUGUAGAUGACAGAGACUUCGCUCCGACCCUCAAUAAUGCAACAGGGUGAGAUGGGAUACCAUAUAUUAGGUUUGGAUGAACCCCCUCCCUCGGCACCCUCCUCAUGGCUGAUAUCCACCCUUGUUGUACGGUGAGGGUCACCUUGGUAUAAUGUCUGAAGGAAUCAAUAUGAAAGGCUAGUGGCUUCAUCAAUCCGUAGGUUGGUAAAGUCGCUGCCAUGGAGUGGCAUAACUGGUAUGUGAGGCAGCGACACAAGAGGGAGGGGCUUAUCCCUCCCAGUGUCACAUGGGACAGGCUGCCCAGUUUCUACGACAGACUUACGGAACUUGCCCAACACAUCCCCUGGAAACGCCGGCUUGUUCUUCACCUGUGUUUUCGUGGUAUCCGAAUUAAAAUUGAUUUGGGAGACGUUAAAGCAGCAGGGAUUGUAGCUGUGCUUGGUUUGAGUUUUGGACUUGGUUCCUUGCUGUUGUAUCGUCUCUACUAUCGCUACGUUCACACAAAAGAGAGCAUUAAGGCCCGGAAAGAGGAUGAAUUACAGAAUGACGAUGAAUGCCACAUUUAUCUGGAGUCCACCGACGAUAGCAGUCCUAGCAAGAGAGGUAUGGGCAAUGUCCAGUCUUCCCCAGGUGUUGUGGCCAGUGUCCACUACAGCCCAGCAUAUGGGGUGGCCAUUGGCCCAAAGUACACCAACAACAAUGGCCGGCCUCCCUGGGUGAGACAGCGUAAGCUGGGCAGUCCCAGUGAGAAGCAGACAUGUCUUUCUGAUCCACCAAAAUCUCGAGUGAAAUCGUCUAGUGCUAAUGCGGAGAAACAAGUCACUGAUGGAGACAGUGACAUAGGACUUCCAUUUGAAGGUGCUGAGAAAUGGUGUCACGAUGCCAGAACAGCCAAGUCACGGACUGCUCUGAGUCCCUCCCUAAUUGUCAACUGUAGUCCCCAGUCUGUUCAGGAGAAACGCUUUCACUACAGUCAGUCUGAUACGAAAGGCACAAGUGCACCUGGAGGUUAUGGUAUGGACAAGGACUCUGAUGAAAACAAGCUACAUAUACGACUGUUACAGGACAGUAGUGUUUUGUUAACUCCCCCUGAUGAGGAUUGUGUCCCAUAUGUACGAUCUGCCCCACACUCAGACCAGAACUCUGUCAAUGAACAGUCUCUGCUGUUAGACUUCAGUCGUGAAGCCAGCCCGUAUUCUGGUGAGGAGAACUCUUAUGUUGAAUCCCCUAGUCAGGCUGGAUCAUUCAGAAGCUCCAGUAAGAUAAGUGAGUUUGAUGAGAGUGAAGGAGAGUUUGGGGCAACUUCCCCACUACCGCGUCUCUCUAGCCUGGACAGAAGCUUUAAGCACAAUCUGCUGAAACGUUUAACAGAGUGGACGACUCUGUCCCAUGAGCUGGGGUCUAAGUCUGGGUCUGGCUCUGGCUCUGGGUCCAUCUCUCCUGAUGUCAGAUCCACCCCUGAGCGACGCAUGAAGAGGAGUAUUACCAUUGGCAGCACGGGCAGCAUGUCUGGUAUCGAAUCUCCAGUGACAGAGCUCGUUGGCGGAAAUGAUAUCGGUUUACGGACUUCCAAAAAUCUUGAGGAUAUUGAAGAUGAGAUUCACCAAAUUUUCAGCGAAUUUGAUUACCUUAAUUCUAAGCUGAGUGAUUUGAAAUCACGUAACAACACCUCAGGACGCAUCGAGCCAUUGGUGCCCGACGACCCUGAGAUUAUGGGCGAGAUUCAGGACAAUGUAGCAUUGCAGGAAGAGAUAAAGGAGGCGUAUGAGCAUUGGUGUCGGCAGGCCCAGGACCGUGGGCUGAGAGGCCAGAGCCUACCCCCGAUUGACUCCAGUGGCCGACUUUCCUCCAGAGGGGCUAGCUUCAUGGAAAGAGACUUGUCCUGGGAUGCAGGCGACAUCGCUGGCGAUGGCUGCCUAUUUGGGAAACACACCCCAAAUCCCAUGCCCUCUGUUUGGCUAUCUAAAGACGGUGACAGUGUGGAUGUUGUGAACACCCUCUCCACAAUGGGAGAGGAGCUGGAUGACCGUGAGUGGAAGCAGAUAGAGGAGAGCACAACUCGUGGACAGGCUAUGCAGCUGUCAGACAGUCGUAAUACCAGUCGUAGCACAAGCCGUAAGGGCAGCAUCAGCCCUGAGGACUCCAGCAUUACCUAUGAUGCAGAUGUAUCUAGUGCUGACUGGGACACUUCUUCAGAGGCCCAAGGAGCUAGGACUCAAGAAACGAGCAAAAAUCCCCCUAUCCUCUCUGUAGGUGUGAAGAUAGAUAUAAUAAAGUACUCUGAGCAGGAAUGGAAAGGGAAGACCCCAAAGUCUGAGGCUAUCAGAAAGGCACAACAAAAAUGGAAAACUGUGCAAAAGGGUUACCAAGAGGUGACAAGAAGGACUGGGCUCUCGUGUAUGAGGAUCGUCAGGGGAGAUAACUAUUGUGCAAUACGUGCCUCAUUGUUCCAGCUAUUCAACCAGGGAAUACCAGUCAGGCUGUCUCGUGAAAAUGUCCUACAAAAACUGAAGAAAAUGGUGAAUCAGAAUACAGGCGGGAUCAACAGCUGGAACUUUGCUAACAGAAUUCCUGCAAGCAAUAAAUUGUUUGAAAAAAUGUCUACUUGCAUCCAGACAUUUUUCAACAAGGUGACAGAGUGUAGAGAAGAGGCUAGUGAUGAGCAGAGAGAAGCCAUGGUACUGAAGAUGUUCAACUCAGGUGUAGAGGUGGACCUCCAGCUGAUGGAGGCUGUCAAACUGCUGAUGUUCAUACAAGCAGUGGAUCUCUACCGCGACAAUGUGGAGGGCAACCAGGUUGCAACCUUUGUCUGGCUCCUGUUUGCUCGUGAUACAUCAGAGAACCCUCAUCUUCUCCUAUCCAAUCAUAUCAACACAAUCGGGGACUCUGGAGGGCUUGAACAGAUUGAGAUGUGCCUUUUAAGCUAUACUCUGGGUGUUACUAUUCAAGUGUUUCGAUUGGCAGAUUUUGGUAAGGCAGAUUUUGAGGCAACGUUUUCCGGCGAGGAUGAUCACAACAGUAACAAGACAACAACUUUGACCCUGUUAGCAGAGGAUGAUCGACAUUACAACGUCUUGGUAUCUUAGGACAGAAAUGGAGAACCUAUUCCUGUGAGACGUAAUAUACAGGGAUCAGGGAACAUUAUUUAUAAGUCUUUUUUCUCCUUAUUUGCACAGUACUGUUAGCUUGUUGAAUUGGAAUGGAAACAUUUUAUUUUAAUAGAAAUGUAUUAAAACCAAACUUGAAAGAGGCAAUAUUCUUAUUAUAAAAAAAUAUUUGUUUGUUUGUAUGUUUUCUCAGUUAGGUUUUCCCAAAAUCCCUUUGUCUUUACUAGUCAGGAGUUACUAUUUUCAGUUCACAAAGUGUCUGUGGUUCAGACGGGCAAAUGGUGUUUCAGUAUUAAUUCAGUAUACUGUAAACCUCCCACAUGUUUCUCCUUGUGGGUAAUUCUUAUAAAAAUUUGUAGACAACCUUGAGUGCAGUUAUAUGUUUAUAAUUUAUCACAUAAAGAGUUGCUAAAAACAACAGUCUUGAUAUUUACUGACAACUCAAAUGAGCCAGGUUUAAUAUCACCAUCUGCGUUUUUUCAUGUGUGAUCUGUCUAUCUUCUUGUCACAUCACACUGAUGAAAUACAUAACUUUUACAUGUCCACAUAUAUUAGGUAUAGUCAGAAGUGGUGGGAGAGAACAAGACACGCAACAUCACUUUACACUUAAACCACUAUACUCCAGCCUAUAAAGAAGUACAGUGUGGGAAGAGUAUUGAAGACGUCACAUUUAAGAUAUUUAGUGAAAUACACAGCACUAAUAACGGUUUAUUUGCAUUAAUGACACCCUUUAUUUAUUUAAGUCAUGGCUGAUAAAAACUAAUCAAAAUGAUAAAAUUGAGAAGCAAAGUCUCUGUUCAUUGAAGUGUUAUAUUCUUAAAUUAACAGUCACCAAGAAAAUAUAUAUUAAACAAGAUGUUAACAUAAAGUUUCAAACCAAGAAAUUUCACUUGACUUAAAUGUACAUGCGUAAUACAUGUUUGAAACUUUUUAAUAGCCCUCUUUUUAAUAGUAAGUGUUGCAAUGUACCCCAAGAACAUGUGCGUCUAUGUCCACAGUGCUGUGGUGAUCUUCAAAAGGGGUUUUUAAUAACAUCAGUUUUGGGACAUUUGGGCAUAGUCUUCACAGAAAUUAAUCAUGCAAUUAAUUUGUAAAAAAAAAAGUAAUAUUCUUCAAGCCGUCAGAAAAAUGUCUUUUCCUUAUUUGGUUGAGGCUUCGUGACCAGCCAAAAUUUUGUCAUACCAAUGAGAUACCAAUAACUUAAAUCAGGAAACUGUUAAAGUAUGUAUGAAUAGUUACAGAUUUUGUUUCACAUCAGCAUUGUUACACCCACCGUGCUCAUUGCUGCACAUUUAAUGUUUAUUUAAAAGACUGAUGGAGUGAGGUGAACAAGAGAUCAGCAGAGUGUUAGAAAAUUACAUGUACCAUGCAGCACUUUAGCUUUAAAAUGUGUAACUGUUAGCAGAAUUAUGCCUAACUUUUAUUAUUUUAAUUUACAUUUGUGUGGAAAAGUGCUCAGUUUAGUUAAUGUUAGCUAAGAAACAUGUGAUCUGUCUUAUGGGUUGUAAUCUGUUUUCUGCUAUUCUGUGGACUGGUGGUGGUCUAUUUAUAAAGUUAUAGAGGGGUUGCAUGACCUGCUCUUGCCAGCCAUAUUGGAGGACUGUGGAUAUACCAGCCCAUGUUAGCAGGACGCCAGUAUGGCUGACUGUCCAUUGUUCUGUGAGGGUGAUUAUGUCACUGCAACCCCUCUAUAUUCUAGUUUAAGGUUUGGGUGUUUAAAGUGGGCUAUAUAAGCCCUGUUAAUAAAGUCUUGUUUGAUGUAGGUUGUAUGUAUUUCAAGUCUACCACAUCCAUGUGACUUGUGGCCAGUUGAAUGCUCUAGUAACAGUUGUUCCCAAGUUAUGAAAUGUUUUCAAGAUGAUGAUGCGAUUUUGAAUCUCAGUUCUCCAUUGAACCAUAGUAAGAGUGUUAAGAUGGAUGUGAUACACAUUCGCGCAGCCACAUGGCCUAUGUGCAAGUUUUGUAUCAGUUACCUUUUAGUUUACAUUGACAAGGGAGUCCCAAGUUUUACCAGAUUGAAGCAUGGAAAUCAUAGUUUUUCUAGAUAGCUAUCAUACCAAGGAAGAAAACCCCGAUAUGCCCUACUAAAUUACUGCAUUGUGGCCUAAUUUACAUCUAAGCCCUUCUAACUUUGUUUAUACAUGUUUUUGAUGGACGUGGAACAUGAUUUUUCUCAAGCGCUGACUGCCCAACUAAUGUUCGAUGAAGAACUCUCGUUUAGGAUGAGGUUCAAACCUCCAUCAGCUAUCCUCAAAGAUGUUCUCCAUUUUUCGGGUAUGAGUUGAUGCUUAUAUUUGAUUUCGAAUCUUUGAGGAUACUGGUAAAUUCCGUUUAAUAUUCCUUUUCCAUUAGUUUGUAAAUAUCUUAGCGCUCUGUUUUUAGUAUUUACCAUACAAACUGAUAUAUGUGUUACCGGUACUACGUGUU